GCAUGACAUCAACUGUCAAACUGCGUGAGUGUGAUGCUCUACUGAUAUUUAGUCGUUUAUUAAACGAUCAGCAGUGAAAAGAUGAGACAGAGCGAUGUUUAUAUCUUUAAAUGAUGACAGCAAGAGAUCAACGAGUAAGAAUCGCGCGAGAGUAACGCUGAUGAACGGAUAUCGAGGGAUUCAGGAGGAUUUUAAGGGCAGUUUAUUUCUACUUCACGGGUAGUAAACGAUGAGCUGGCUGGGCAGAAACGCAACGAUCGGUCUCGGCGUCGGUGUGACUAUCAGCACCGGUCUGAUCGCUUUAUUGAUCAUCAAAGAGGCUUUCAGGAGGAGAAAUCGUCGCCUGCUGCUGCACAACACCAGAUCUGCUUUACACAAUGACGCAGUGGAUUCCUCAGCUCUUACUGCAGCGGUGCAAGGUUUGUCUCCUGAUCAGCAGCAGGAGCUGAGGAAGACUCUGGAUGAGGUGAUGAAGAGCGUGUCCAGUCUGAGGAAUGAGAUCGCAGAGCUACGUGAGGGUCUGAAGGACAUCACCACCACCAUCGCUGAAGACGUCAAAAAGACUGUCGAGGAGAGUCAGAGAUCGCGACGGCGGCGUUCACACAUGCCGAGGGAGCGCACUGAAUCCAUGAGCUCCAGCUCUAUUUAUUUCACCGCCAGUGCUGGGAUUGCAAGUGCUUAUGAUGACAGCGAGGUCGGAUACUCCACGGCCUACUCCAAUGCUGAGUCCGACUACACUGACAGAGAGACAGAUCGCGAGACAGAUAAAGAUGGAGAGGAUGAGGACAGAGACUCAGAGGAGGAUGAAGAGCAGAGCUGCGCCACUGUGCUUACCCUGCGGCAGGAAGAUUCACAGGCUGAGGAAGAGGAGGAUGAAGAUUCAGCGCUGAUGGUGGAAUCUUUAACGGACAUUCCCAUUCCUGAACUCGUCCUCCUGCUCGCUCAGUGUGAUCUACUGCAUGCAGGGGACGCUGAAAAGAAAACGGAAGGCUUCCAGCUGCUGAUGGAGAACAGGCCGCUGUAUGCUGAUAAUGCAGAGUUUAUGUGGCGACUGGCUCGCGCCUACAGCGACAUGUGUGAGACAACUGAAAACAGAGAAGAAAAGAAGAACUACGCAGAGCAAGGUAAUUAUGAAGCCGAAGCAGCGCUGACGAGGAAUGGCUUGAGUGCAGAUUGUCACAAAUGGUUUGCCAUCCUCGCACGCCAGUCUUCACAGUACGACAGCAUUCAUGGAAAACUGAAAAGCGGUCACAUACUCAAGGAGCAUUUGGAUCGAGCUUUAGCUCUGUGUGACGACGAUCCCAUUUGUUUUUACCUGCUGGGCCGAUGGUGUUUAGAGGUGAGCUCUUUGAGUUGGUUGGAGAAGAAAGCUGCUGCCACGUUUUAUGAAACUUCACCAACAUCCUCACUGAAUGAAGCUUUAGAGAAUUUCCUCAAGGCAGAGGAGUUAAAUCCCGGUUUCUCCAAAACUGUUCGGCUGUAUAUCGCCAAGUGUCAUAAAGAGCUCGGAAACCUGUCAGAAGCAAGAAACUGGGUCCAACUAGCUCUUAACACACCAGCAGGAGCAAAUGAGGACUCUGACGUCGCUGCUCUUCAGACGGAGCUUAAGGCUUUGAUUGACAGCCCAACUGACCAAUCUACAAGCAGUAUAAGUAAUUAGGGUGGAGUCUAAUGAAAACCGCCAUCUACUCUUUGCAUUAAAUACAAAUAUUUAACUUG
Molecule: messenger RNA, 1719 nt
Organism: Danio rerio (zebrafish)
Lineage: Eukaryota; Metazoa; Chordata; Actinopteri; Cypriniformes; Danionidae
Gene: rmdn3
Product: regulator of microtubule dynamics 3
Cellular component (GO): nucleus; spindle pole; mitochondrial outer membrane
Source: RefSeq, marked provisional